AUGGACAAAUUCCCAUUCAACGACCACGAUCCAUAUUAUAUGAAUCUUCGCGAAAUGAUCGGCCACAAGGUUUUCAUUAAGCUCGAAAAUAACAGAGAAUUGGAAGGAACAUUAAUGAGCCUUGAUCAAUUCGGUAAUCUCGUUCUCAAUGAUACAGUCGAACUCCAACCAGGUUCGAUCGUUCCAAGAAAUUAUCAGCCAAAAAAAUUAGGUACAGCUGUCGUUCGUUCCCCUCAUAUCUUAUCAACUAACUUAGUUAGAACAACCUAA
Messenger RNA from Trichomonas vaginalis G3, 270 nucleotides. Its product is annotated as SMART like-Sm ribonucleoprotein, eukaryotic and archaea-type, core family. The transcript has a single exon. Gene Ontology annotation, molecular function: RNA binding. The record is from RefSeq and is a predicted model, not a curated record. Bases 1 to 270 code for a protein of 89 amino acids. Lineage: Eukaryota; Parabasalia; Trichomonadida; Trichomonadidae.